Molecule: messenger RNA, 1026 nt
Organism: Haliotis rufescens (red abalone)
Lineage: Eukaryota; Metazoa; Mollusca; Gastropoda; Lepetellida; Haliotidae
Product: extensin-like
Exons: 2
Coding region: 1-1026 (341 amino acids)
Source: RefSeq, a predicted model, not a curated record
AUGGGACAGUUGUUCAGCUUCUACAAUUCAACAUUAGACAUCACAUACAGAGCAAGUGGAAGAAGAAAGAAAUUAGAUAGUUUCCAUAGUUACCCUUCUGAGGAGCAAGUCAUGCCAUCAACAACACCCCCAGCUAUCACCGACACUCCCAGCCAUCACCAUCAUCCACUGCCAUCAACAACACCCCCAGCUAUCACCGACACUCCCAGCCAUCACCAUCAUCCACUGCCAUCAACAACACCCCCAGCUAUCACCGACACUCCCAGCCAUCACCAUCAUCCACUGCCAUCACCAACAUCCCCUGCAAUCCCCAACACCCCAUGCCAUCACCAACAUCCCCAGCCAUCUACAACACCCCCUGUCAUCACCGACACCCCCUGCAAUCCCCAACACCCCAUGCCAUCACCAACAUCCCCAGCCAUCUACAACACCCCCUGUCAUCACCAACAUCCCCUGCAAUCCCCAACACCCCAUGCCAUCAACAACAACCCCAGCCAUCAACAAAAAAACCUGUUAUCACCGACACCCCCUGCCAUCACCAACACCCCCUGCCAUCACCAACACCCCCUGUCAUCACCAACGUCCCCUGACAUCACCAUCAUCCCCUGCCAUCACCAUCAUCCCCUGCCAUCACCAACGCCCCCAGCAAUCACAAACGUCCCCUGUCAUCACCAACGUCCCCUGACAUCACCAUCAUCCCCUGACAUCACCAACAUCCCCUGCCAUCACCAUCAUCCCCUGCCAUCACCAACGCCCCCAGCCAUCACAAACGUCCCCUGUCAUCAGCGACACCUCCUACCAUCACCAACACCCCCAGCCAUCACCAACGUCUCCUGCCAUCACCGACACCCCCUACCAUCACCAACACCCCCAGCCAUCACCAACGUCCCAUGCCAUCACCGACACCCCCUACCAUCACCAACAUCCCCUGUCGCCACCACUAGCCCCUACCAUCACCAACGUCCCCAGCUAUCACCAACACCCAUUACCAUCACCAUCAUCCCCUGCCAUCACCAACAACCCUAA